AGCUUAUCGAGACUGGCAGGAGGUCGCCGCGGCGCCCGCUUUUCAAGUUGGCGGCUCCCUCGGGUGUAUCUUCGCGGGCGUCGAGUCCGCAGGGCACUUAGCCACGGUCCUCGGGUGGCGCUCUCAGCUGCCGUCACAGGCGACAUGAGUGCCGCGGGGCUGUUGGCUCCGGCUCCGGCCCCGGCUGGAGCGCCGCCGGCUCCGGAGUAUUACCCCGAAGAAGACGAAGAGCUGGAGAGCGCAGAGGACGACGAGCGCAGCUGCCGGGGCCGCGAGUCGGAUGAAGACACUGAGGAUGCUAGCGAAACUGACCUGGCAAAGCAUGAUGAAGAAGAUUACGUAGAAAUGAAGGAACAGAUGUAUCAGGAUAAACUGGCUUCUCUCAAGAGACAGUUGCAACAGCUGCAGGAAGGUACAUUACAGGAAUAUCAGAAGAGGAUGAAAAAACUAGAUCAGCAGUACAAAGAGAGGAUACGAAAUGCAGAACUCUUCCUCCAGCUGGAAACUGAACAAGUGGAAAGAAAUUACAUUAAAGAAAAGAAGGCAGCAGUAAAAGAAUUUGAAGACAAGAAAGUUGAGCUGAAAGAGAACCUGAUUGCCGAGCUAGAAGAGAAGAAGAAAAUGAUUGAAAAUGAAAAGCUAACGAUGGAACUGACUGGAGAUUCCAUGGAAGUGAAACCCAUCAUGACCAGAAAGUUGCGGAGGCGACCAAAUGAUCCUGUCCCCAUUCCAGACAAGAGGAGAAAACCUGCUCCUGCCCAGCUCAACUAUUUGUUAACAGACGAACAGAUCAUGGAGGAUCUGAGAACGUUAAAUAAGCUUAAGUCACCCAAGAGACCAGCCUCCCCGUCCUCUCCUGAACACUUGCCUGCCACACCUGCUGAGUCUCCAGCCCAGAGGUUUGAAGCCCGGAUAGAAGAUGGCAAAUUAUACUAUGAUAAAAGAUGGUACCACAAGAGCCAGGCCAUCUACCUGGAGUCAAAGGACAACCAGAAACUGAGCUGUGUGAUCAGCUCUGUUGGAGCCAAUGAGAUCUGGGUGAGAAAGACAAGUGACAGCACGAAGAUGAGGAUUUACUUGGGCCAGCUUCAGCGUGGGCUCUUUGUGAUCCGCCGGAGGUCAGCGGCCUGACUUUCUACAGUGCUCUCCUUCCCUUGACCUUUUUUCUGGAGUGGUUUUUGGUUUUUGGUUUUGUUUUGUUUUCUUCUUAAUAGAAAGUUUUUAACUUGGGAGUUGCUCCUUGGCCUUGGAAAAUGGAGAACACUGUUGUGGAUUCUGCAAGGCACUUUCGUGGCCAGUCACUUCCAUCUUUGUUUCAUCCUUUAACUGCCUCGACUUCUUCCAGCCAGGAGUCACCACGAGAUGAUUUUACUUUCUGGAGUAUUGGGAGUUUGACUUACUUGUUUAAUUUUUUUGCUUUGUGUAUGUGGGGGUUUUUUUCCCCCAAAACGUCCUUUGAGUUUGAAGGGACAUUUCUUUUCAUUAAUUAUCUUUAAGUCUUUCUACCAAGAAGAGGAGCAGGAAGGGAAACACUCUACAAUGCAUUUUCAUGUUUUGAAUCUGAUUAGUGGAUCACAUAGCUACUUCCCUUGUUGAGCCCAAUUCACUGUUUCCCCAGAAGCUUAGGGGAGAGGUCCUAGCAGAAGGAGAUUAAUUCUCCUGGCUCUCAGCCUUCUCAGAGAGAAAUAAACACCUUGUGUAACAUCUGGCGCAUGCCAUCCUCUCCACUGACUGAACGACGGAAACAUUUGCCUGGGGGACUGCGUGCACUGAAGUAAUUGGGGCUGGGGGAAGGGGGUGUUUCAUAUUCAUAAUGUGCUGAAGAUACUAUAUUUUAAAUGUUAUUUAGUGCAAGUGGUUUAUUCACACAGUUGUUCGAGCUCAAGCUGGAACAAGAAGUGGUCAUGUCAGACGGUUUCCUUUGUAAUUCAUUUCCUCUGCUCCCAAGUAGGUGAAGUGGUACCUGCCACAGGCUGGUUAUCUGGGUUACCUAUCGAAGGUGGGGAGGCGAGGUUGACAGUGCAAUAACCAGUCAUCUACAGUCUCUGACUCAUCAUUCAAAUUGCGCUUUCGUCACUGAUGCCGUUAUUGCACAUUGGCCAUGUCAAACCAAUGGAAGCUCGUCGGCACUCGCAGCCUCCAGAUCUCCCAGGGGGCCUGGCCCAGGGCGGAGACGGGAGGCUCUGCCGUGGCUGCCACCAGACCUGCACUCUUACUGACAAAUUCUGAUGAAACAGCCUCCCCUGUACUCCCUACUUCCUUUCCCUCGUUCCUACAACUAGAAAAAUGAUCAUUGGGUGAUGGGUUUUUUUAUAUGCUAGUUGCCACCUUAUGAUGUUUAUUAAGUUUUGGGAGUUAGAGUAAAUGUUAGCAUCUCUGUGGGCAAGACUUCAUACAUCCUAGGAAAUCUUUGUAAAUAACUCCCUUGGUCUCACGUGAUUCCCUUCGUGCUGUCUCUUGAUGUGCACACCCCAAAGCAAGUCAUGGGGCUGUGAUGACAAGUCAGUCACCUCCAAAGUCCUGGCUUCCACAGAGACCAAACCUUACAGACUCAGAGUAAAGACUUGUACAGAUAUAUUUUUGUUUUAAUUUAAAAUCUUUUUCUUCCCCUCUUUCUCUCUCUCUUGGUGUUGGAGUCUCAUUUGAAAACAGGAUAAAUGAUGCUGUUCAUCAAAAAUUGCCUGGGCCUUUGUGUGUUUCCUCUGCCCCCAGCCCCCCUUUAUUAGGAUGUUCACUACAGUGAACCAAGUCCACAGUAAACAGGGACUUCACCUCUUGUUUCUUCUUGGUGGCCUUCGCUGUUUGGGUGAUCUCUCUUGCUUGAAUUGCCAUUGUGGUAUGUGUAGCAUCACAUAAUAUCAAGUAGCUAUUGGUUCUCAUCUAGUGCCCUGUGAUGGAAGUUAUUUAGAUAUAUUUAGUGUAUGUUGCCACUGAAGAUUAUUUUUUCUUUCUUUCUUUCUUUCUUUCUUUUUUUUUUUUGUCUUCCUAAAGUACACCAAAGUUUUGUUUUGUUUUGUUUUGGUGAAAGGAUUAUUUUGAUAAUACUUGAGGGUUUAGCAUUGAGGCAGCAAGUUGCGUUUUUUCCUUGCCUUGUCUGAUGGCGCCUCUGUGCUUUCAUGAAGUAACUUUAUUUGAAGACCAGGGUCUGGCAUUUCGGCCUCUUCUCCUCUGUAAAUUUGAGGGUGUUUGAGGCCACGGUUAGGCAUGCUCUCCGUCCCAUCACUGCCUUCUGUGCUUCAGUGUCGUCGCAGCUCUUAAAAUCAUGAGAUCUGGUGAAAAUGGAGGAAAAUGUGAUGUAGAUGCAAGGCACAGCACAGUAAAUUAUAUUCCUGACCCCAGGUAUUUGUUAAUUUUUUUAACUUAAUUACUCCAGAGAAGAAAAACUCAGCAUUUCAACCACCCAGGCCCCUGUAGUGACCAGGGGUGGAAGAGCCCCCUCGUUAGGAGGUGGGGGAACUUUUGUGAUGGGCAAAGUGAACUAGAGAGGGAAACAGACUUUCUGAUUCCUAGAAUAAGGGGGCCGGCUGUUAGCCCAGGUGGCUGUUCUUAUUCCAAAAGGUCUGUCUCUCACUAGAUGAAUUCCCAAAUUCAAACUAUUUCCUGUAAGUGGUACUUUGAUAAAAAUUGGUCCAGACAGUUCUCAUCAUGAACCUGUAUGUGUGUGAUUCUGAUCAAGAACUUAUAUGUGUGUUACUCUGAUCAAGAACCUUGUAUGUGUGUUAACUCUGAUCAAGAAGCUGCAUGCGUGUUUGGCUCAAGGCAUCUGCCUCAAGUACACAGUGUUUGCUAUUGAUGUGUCCCAGUAUUUAUUUUACCUCUUCUUGGAGGUUUUGUGUAUUUCCCUAACUCCCUCUCUUCCUCAGCCAGUGUCCUCUUGAACAGUUUCCAUUUUUCUGUAGCCAAGCCAAAGCCAGGAUAUUUUUAUUUGUCUGGAUACUAGUAUUUAUGGAUGUUUAACUACCUAAUGUAGCUUAGUUAAAAAACAACAACAACAACAACAACAAACUUCUGACUGGGGCCGCUGUGAGAUCCCAGAGGCUGACCUGCAAAUCAAGCUACUUACAUUUGUGUGGGAGACCCUGUGUUCCGGAUUGGGUGACUUUUCUAAGAGAAACAUGGGGGAGGGUUGGUUGCAUUUUUUAAUCUAACUUGGGGGGAAAAGCCUAUUUUUUACAAUAUUGUUGGUUUUGUUUUUCUAUUAUCAUUUCCUUUACCCUUGAAUUUUUACUAAAUUUCCCCCUGAUUUAAAAAUCUUGUUUCUAAUCUGGGAAUUUGAAAUCUUGGUACUUACUGUUACACCAAUUUUUCCGGAGUGCAAACCACUUUAAUAUCAGAACACGGUAAAAAAAAAGAAAAAAAAUUGCAGCCAUUUCAAGCAGUUGGUGGGCUUUUUAUACAAUAACAUCAUUAACUGGUACCAUUAAAUGUUCUGAGAGGUGAAUGUAAAAUGUAAAAAGUACAGCUUUUUUUAAAAAAAA
Molecule: messenger RNA, 4478 nt
Organism: Pteronotus mesoamericanus
Lineage: Eukaryota; Metazoa; Chordata; Mammalia; Chiroptera; Mormoopidae
Gene: SUDS3
Product: SDS3 homolog, SIN3A corepressor complex component
Exons: 12
Coding region: 145-1131 (328 amino acids)
Biological process (GO): negative regulation of transcription by RNA polymerase II
Cellular component (GO): Sin3-type complex
Molecular function (GO): histone deacetylase binding
Source: RefSeq, a predicted model, not a curated record